AUGGAAAUGGAAGAAGAGAAGGAUUUGCCACUGUUAUUGGGAACCCCUUUCCUUAGUACAGUUGGCGCUUCAAUAGACUUUCACAAGCAAGAAGUGAUCCUUCACAAGGUGAAUAGUUUGGUGUCAUAUCGCUUGCAGCCUAGAGGUUCAGACUUUUGUGCCACAAUUGACAGUACCAAUCUCAGUUCUAAGAGUCAUGGAGCUACAAAGGUUGUGAAGGAAAGGGUUGACAAAGAACCAAGAGUUGGAAGGAUAAGGUUUGAUGAGAGGACCAAGGAUUGA
This is a messenger RNA of Microthlaspi erraticum, 282 nucleotides long. The record is from the annotation of a GenBank genome assembly. NCBI's taxonomy places the organism in Eukaryota, Viridiplantae, Streptophyta, Magnoliopsida, Brassicales, Brassicaceae.